AUGGGAAAUACAUCGUCUCAGCCCGAACCAUUCCCUGAAAUCCCUGAGGAUUUUGGAGAUACCGUUCCUGAGACUCCGAAUCCUUCCCAGGCUGAAGUGACGAAGAAAAAGAAAAACAAGCGUUCCUCAACAUCCAAGGCUUUAUCGCCAGCAAUUGCGGAAGCCAAUGGUACAAACGGCUCUCUAGAAUUAGAUUCUAAUAUGUCGAAUCCUUCAAAGCGGAAGCGCGAGUCUGAACCUGAGCGCAAGCAGAAGGCCAAGAAACAUCGCAAAUCAGAAAAUUCAAUUGCCAAUUCAGCUUCACCAGAGAACAACCCACCAGCCUCUGAAGUUGCACUUCAGAGUCCCCCCACUCCCAGCCAACCGACUCCCUCAAAGCCCAAGGCGAAGAAGGCUCGCAAGCAGAACGGCGAAGAAUUGAAACCCGCGACUGCAUCUACUUCUCAACCUACUCCGGACUUAACGGCUGUAGAAAAACUACCCCCUAUAAAGCAACUGUCCAUUACCAAGCAAACUCCGGUCCCUAACUCACCCAACCUCGAGGGUAGCACCACGCCAGGGGGCAGCGCCAAGGGAGCUAGAGGCUCAGGAGUUAGAGGCUCACGCACCAGGGAAAAAGACAACUUGAGAAUUGGCUUCUAUACGCCUGAUGAAGUGCAAAAGAUAGAAGCGUAUAAACUCAAUUUUUGCACCGUGCAUGGCAUUCCUACCGCCAAAUUUGACGAGAUGGUUCAGCAUUCCGAGCGUGGCGCACACGGCGAAUUUCCAGUCUCCUCGGACAUCAUCUCGAAAGGCGACUUUUGGAAUGAGAUCUACGCUCUUGUUCCAGACCGUGAUCGACGAUCCGUGUACCGAUUCAUGCGCCGACACUUCCAAGCUUCGGCUCAAAGGGCACACGAUUGGUCGAAGGAACAAGACGAUGAGCUUAUCGAGCUCCAUCACAAGCACGGUCCGAAAUGGACUUAUAUUGGUAGGCUCAUUGGGCGCAGUGAUGACGAUGUCACUCAGCGCUGGAAGAACAAGCUCGAGCACCAGGGCACCAUGAACACAGGCGCGUGGUCAGAGGAGGAAACUAGGAUUUUCCUUGACGCCAUGGAAUCAGCGUGGCUUACAAUGAAGCCUAUGCUUGCCAAUAAUACAGGCAAGGACAUGUACCAGAUGGAUGAUGGCCUCAUCAUAUGGGGUAACAUCAGCAAGGCAAUGGGCUACAGGCGGUCUCGACAGCAAUGUGCGGAUAAGUGGCGGAAGAUUGUGAGACAGGUCAUGAUUAUGCGGGCCAAUGGCCAGCCAGGCGCGGUGUUUGAUCCCAAACUCGCUGCUAAGAAAAGUGCCCAUUGGAACAUGAGACUGGAGGCACAAAGGAAGAGCUCUCAAUUCGUGAAUGAGGAUUCUGAUGAUGACGAAGCCACAAAAACUACCAUCGCGAACCUAAACCCCGAGGGAGAGGCAGCGCCAUCAACCAUUGCCAAUGAUAAUGUGGAGUCCGAACACCAAGUGCACUCCGACGAGGGUGAGCCCGACUUGCCCGAGCCUCCCAAAAAGGCUAAUAAGUCAAAGUCCAAGCGCAAUCACGACGAGGAAGCCACCUCCUCUCCCAUAAAGGAAGCCCCGUCAUCUUCCGCCGUUCCUAAAAAGAGCAAGGAGGAGAGGAAGCGCGAGAAGAAAGAGCGGCGAGAGAAGGAGAGACAAGAGAAGGAGAGUCAAGAACAGAUUGAGGAAGAAGCUGCGGAUGAUAGGGCCGCACGCAAAGAGCGCAAACGGAAGAAGAAGGAGGAGAAGAAGCGAAAGAGACUAGAGGAAGAGGAACGUCUCGCUUCCGAUGCCAACGAGGCAGCUAGCAGCGAUGCUGAGCCCCCUACGAAGAAGAAGUCCAAGGAGCAGAAACAGGCCCCCGCUGACAGCCCUGUCGUUUCGGCUGAACGCUCUCGUUCUGUUGUCGAAGAAUCUUCAUCGCCCGCAUUACCUGCUUCCAACAGAUCUGCCACUGAGCAAGACGUCGUCGAUGAAACUGAUUCGGACGGCGGAGAUGACAACAGCAGCGAAGUCAACGUCAAGUACGAGACUGACUCGGAUGAGCUGUGA
Penicillium griseofulvum is the source of this 2082-nucleotide messenger RNA. Its product is annotated as MYB DNA-binding domain protein. Lineage: Eukaryota; Fungi; Ascomycota; Eurotiomycetes; Eurotiales; Aspergillaceae. Gene Ontology annotation, cellular component: nucleus. The transcript is spliced from 2 exons. Gene Ontology annotation, biological process: regulation of DNA-templated transcription. The record is from RefSeq and is a predicted model, not a curated record. Bases 1 to 2082 code for a protein of 693 amino acids. Gene Ontology annotation, molecular function: transcription cis-regulatory region binding; DNA-binding transcription factor activity.